UUUUCUAUCAUUUUUUAUAUGUAAACAGCUUUCUCUUUUCUUCGGCAUCAAUUCACUGCACAUUUGAAGCACCCAAAAAAAGGAAAAAAAUCCAAAAACCGAAGGGGGAAAAUGAGCAGAGGAAGUGGAGGUGGCUACGAUCGACAUAUCACCAUCUUCUCUCCUGAAGGUCGUCUUUUCCAAGUCGAGUAUGCUUUUAAAGCAGUAAAAGCAUCUGGGAUCACAUCGAUUGGCGUUCGUGGAAAAGAUUCCGUCUGUGUUGUUACUCAGAAGAAAGUUCCCGAUAAGCUUUUGGAUCAGACUAGUGUCACUCAUCUUUUCGCUAUUACCAAGAAUCUUGGGUUGGUAGCUACUGGCAUGACAGCUGAUGCUAGGACCAUGGUCCAACAAGCAAGGAAUGAAGCAGCUGAGUUUCGGUUCAGAUAUGGAUAUGAGAUACCUGUUGAUGUAUUGUCCAAAUGGAUUGCAGACAAAUCACAGGUUUAUACUCAACAUGCUUAUAUGAGACCUCUUGGAGUUGUUGCUAUGGUUUUGGGCAUUGAUGAAGAGAAGGGACCCCAACUCUACAAGUGCGACCCAGCUGGCCAUUUUUAUGGUCACAAGGCAACCAGUGCUGGAUCGAAAGAACAAGAGGCAAUUAAUUUCUUGGAAAAGAAAAUGAAGAAUGACCCUGCUUUUACUUACGAGGAAACAGUUCAGACUGCGAUUUCCGCUCUGCAAUCUGUUCUUCAAGAGGAUUUCAAGGCUACUGAGAUUGAGGUCGGAGUAGUGAAAGCUGAUAAUCCAGUUUUCAGAGCAUUGUCAACUGAAGAAAUCGAUGAACAUUUGACGGCUAUUAGUGAGCGUGAUUAGUGAAGAUUGGCAAGUUCAGAUAAUGUUAGCAUCUCCAAACUUUAUAUUGUUCAUCAUUAAUCUAGAUUGAAGUUGUCAUGUUUUUGGUCAUGGUGUUAUUUUUUAUAUUAUCACUAACGAGCUUGUUGCUUUGCUGGUGACAUUAGUUGUGAUUUUCGGGAUUAAUCCGUCUAUCCUUGGUCUGGUCUGACUUAUUGGCAAUGAAUUGAGGAUGUCGUUGGUGCUUGGGAACCUGUAUUGUUUCCCUGGGACACUACCUGUUGUUAGUGCAAUUCCAUUUCUUGCUAUACAUCUCAUUUUGUUUCCCCGAAAGCAUGUGUCCAAACAACAUGCUGGGAUUUGGAUU
Molecule: messenger RNA, 1198 nt
Organism: Hibiscus syriacus
Lineage: Eukaryota; Viridiplantae; Streptophyta; Magnoliopsida; Malvales; Malvaceae
Product: proteasome subunit alpha type-6-like
Exons: 9
Coding region: 112-852 (246 amino acids)
Biological process (GO): ubiquitin-dependent protein catabolic process
Cellular component (GO): proteasome core complex, alpha-subunit complex; proteasome core complex; nucleus
Source: RefSeq, a predicted model, not a curated record